UUUUCUGCAAACUCCAUCCUCCAAACUAGCCUUUCUCGGAGCAGUAAUGCAUAUCAGUCGCAAGAGGGAUGGAGAUAACAAGCUCCUAGGUUGCGUGGGUGUCAAAUAAAUCCGAGAGCAGAGGGCAAGCGGAUUGCUUCACCAACGCCAGCUCCGCUUCCAGAGUGGAAAAGCGAGAAGAUAACUAAUUCAAGGCGAGGGUUCUAUUGGAUCAAGGUGGUUCCGGCUCCCUCCUUCUCCUGCUCCUGCUACGCAUUGCUCUCAGCCGGGUGCCCCAAGGAUCAAGGAGAGAGAGGAGGAGGGAGGAGAAAGAGGAUAAGAAAAAAAAAAAAAAAAGAGGAGAAGGAAGAGGAGAUGUUAAAGGUAUCAGCCCUAUUGUGUGUGUGUGCAGUCGUCUGGUGCAAUCAGGCUCUCGCAGCGGAGGCAGCGGCGGCGGCGGCGGCGGCCGGGGGCAGGUCGGACAGCGGUAAUUUUCUGGAUGAUAAACAAUGGCUCACCACGAUCUCCCAAUAUGACAAGGAAGUCGGACAGUGGAACAAAUUCCGAGACGAUGAUUACUUCCGUACUUGGAGUCCAGGCAAACCUUUUGAUCAAGCUUUAGACCCGGCUAAUGAUCCAUGCUUAAAGAUGAAAUGUAGCCACCAUAAAGUUUGCAUUGCCCGAGAUCCUCAGACAGCAAUUUGUAUUAGUCACCGGAGGCUCACACACAGUAUGAAAGAAGCUGGAUUAAGUCACAAACAGUGGAGGAGUCCUUUUUCCUCCAGCUGCAAGCAAUGUCCAGUGGUUUACACCAAUCCAGUUUGUGGCUCAGAUGGUCACACUUACUCUUCACAGUGCAAGCUAGAGUAUCAAGCGUGUGUCUUAGGAAAACAGAUCUCAGUCAAGUGUGAAAGACGGUGCCCUUGCCCUUCAGAUAAAUCCACAACUGUAGUCAGAAAUGAUAAGAGAGCAUGUGGUGAUUUGGAGUUCAGAGAGGUGGCAAACAGACUUCGUGACUGGUUCAAGGCACUUCAUGAAAGUGGAAGCCAGAACAAGAAAAACAAAGCAUUACAGAGACCAGAAAGAAGCAGAUUUGAUACCAGCAUUUUGCCCAUUUGCAAGGACUCCCUUGGUUGGAUGUUUAAUCGACUUGAUACAAACUAUGAUCUCCUACUGGACCAGUCAGAGCUCAGCAGCAUUUACCUAGAUAAGAAUGAACAAUGCACCAAAGCAUUCUUCAAUUCUUGUGACACAUACAAAGACAGUCUGAUAUCAAAUAAUGAGUGGUGCUAUUGCUUCCAGAGACAGCAAGACCCACCUUGCCAGACAGAGCUCAGCAACAUUCAGAAGCAGCCAGUGGUAAAGAAGCUCCUAGGGCAGUAUAUUCCAUUAUGUGAUCAAGAUGGUUAUUAUAAACCAACUCAAUGCCAUGGUGGCUUAGGACAGUGCUGGUGUGUGGACAGAUAUGGCAAUGAGGUAACAGGAUCUAGAACAAAUGGCGCAACAGCAGACUGUGCUAUUGACUUAGAAACAUCAGGAGAUUUUGCCAGUGGAGAUUUCCAUGAAUGGACAGAUGAUGAGGAUGAUGAAGAUGAUAUAAUGAAUGAUGAAGAUGAAAUUGAAGAUGAUGAUGAGGAUGAAGGGGAUGAUGAUGAUGAUGAUGACCAUGAUGGCUAUAUUUGACAAUGUCCAUGGUCAAUGAAUUCUACCUUUCUAAAAUUCACAUGGUGAUAUUCCAUUGAAAAAUGCUCUGUUUCCUAAGAUCAAAAGGAUUCUAAACUACAUGUAUAUUUUGUAUAAUUAUUUCAAAUAUUGCAGCUGGAGUCAUAGACUUUAUUUGUUUAAAUAAGAAUCAUUUAUAGGCUUUUGAGUUUUUAUAUGCCUCUGAGCAGAAGAAAACACAUUGGAUGUCUAGCAAGAAGAAAGAUAUGAUGUGCUACUAAAAAUGUGCUAAAAAUAAAAACAACCAACAUAUUAAAAACAAAAACACUUCCCCAAAACGAAUAUUUAUCAUGAUUUGGAACUGCAUGUGGCCUCACUUUCACUUAACAAUGGCUAGAUCCAGGGAUUUUCCCCCUAAUUAAGCAGGACCUGGUGAUCAGCAAUUAUUCCAAAAAUUGCUAUGCCAAAGUAGUGUCUCAUAAAGUAAAAGUAAAUCAGGGAUGCAGAGACAAGGUGGAUUCUAUAGAGUAAGGCAACAGAGAGACUGUUGUAAAGUCCUCCUUUGUGUUUACUCUCAUGUUUUUAGUUGUAAAAUGAUUCUGGCUCUGACAGGAUAUUGGACAAAAGCAGUAACAUGGGCACUCUUUGUGUUCCAGCAAAAUUAAAGUUUUGUUAUCCUCUUUCAUUUUCCAUGUUAAUGCCAGUCUUAUGUAGACUUAUACUUUCCCAAGGAGCAUGAUCACUUCUUUUCUUGGGUUUCUUGAGCUCUCUAACCAGCAAUUAACAUAAAGUAUUGGACAUGAAAAGGCAGAGUCAAAUGCUCAUUAAAAAUAGCCUUCACAUGGAAUGACAUUUGUCCAAAGGCCAACUUGAAAGUCUUAAUUUCAUCUAUUUUUCUCAUCUUCAAGGGGGAAAUUGCAUUUUUAACUUAAAGUUCUGUCACUUUCAGUUAGUAGUACAGAAACUUAGAGAACGUAUUAUUGUAAGGUGCCUUGCAAACUAGAAAUAGAAAGAUUUUUAGCAUGCAUACCAAUUUAGGAUAUUAGGCAAUUGCUAAGCACACCCAGUUACCAAAUUAAUGCCAGUAUAGGUACUGCUGCUGGAAUGAAGAAAAUGAGUUCGUUUUCUUUUUACUUUCUAUCAUUAUGUAAUUACCGUGUGGACUAGAUUAUGAUUCUCGUGUAAAGUAGCAUUUAAAAGUUAACUGUAGAGAAAAUUACUUUAAUCACUGUAUUUAUGUUAGCAUGUUAAUUAAUUGUGUAGACAUUUUGGAAAUCCACCACGUUCAUUCAUGUCUGACCUAUGGCUUUGUGCCCAUGAUCAAAUUGGAGCUACCUGUUUAAUGUUACAUGACUGGUCAUUUAAUUUCAACAGUGAAUCACGGGUUUCCCUAGUUUUCAUCUGCAGUCAGUUCAAAGGAAAAUCUGUUAAUUUUUUUUUGCAUUUAAUUUAUAUACAUAAACACAAACUUUAAUGUUUCCCUUAUGUAAUAUUAAAAGUACAAGACAUUUUCUUUUUUUACUGUUUAUGUAUAGUUUGCAAAAUAAAGACUCGUAACCAAAUUCAACUUCUCAAUGAUGAUUUUAUGUGAACAAAACUACUAUAUCCUCAACAGCAAGAUAUUUUUCUUUAAACUUAUUUCAUAAAAUUUCUAACAUAUUUUUUAAAAUGACAAUUUAGAUAUGUAAGCAACCGCUGGGUCCUCAGUGCAGUUUAAGAGGAGAAAUCUCUACCUUUAGGCCAAUGCUUUUUAUAAAGACUUUUAAACUUGUUUGCACUUGUUAAUAUUUAAUUAGAAUAAUAUUGCAUAAUAGAACAUUUUUGCCCCCAUGAACAUAACUGUUGUACAAAAGGAUGGAGCAUGCUAUUUCUGAAACCAAUUAAAUAUGGUCAAUUUUUUAACAUA
Antechinus flavipes (yellow-footed antechinus) is the source of this 3547-nucleotide messenger RNA. RefSeq names its product SPARC (osteonectin), cwcv and kazal like domains proteoglycan 3 (gene SPOCK3). NCBI's taxonomy places the organism in Eukaryota, Metazoa, Chordata, Mammalia, Dasyuromorphia, Dasyuridae. The record is from RefSeq and is a predicted model, not a curated record. The transcript has 11 exons. Gene Ontology annotation, molecular function: protein binding; calcium ion binding. Bases 355 to 1662 code for a protein of 435 amino acids.